AUGGUCUCCAUUGCCAGUGCUUACAACCCGGCGCUCACGCCCAUUUCCUCCGGCGACCGCUCCAAAAUGCUCUCCGCAUCCUCCCCCGUAUCCAUCCUGAAAUCCUCCAAGACCGGCACAAAACGCAAGAUGGACGAGGUGGACUUCGAUGUGUCUCGCUCGUCCCCCACGGACCGGUUCAACGAGGUCUCCGCUCCCAACAAGAAGCGCGCCCGCGUCACCUUCGACACGAACAUUCAGAUGCAACACGCCCCGAGCCAGGUCGACCCAUUGAACUCUGCCCAGAACGUGGGUGUGGUCCGUGAGGCCGUUCGUCGGGCUAUUCAUCGACAUGUUUCCGCCGGCGAUAGCGAGGCUUACGACCAAAUCAAGGCCAUCUUCUCAGCCGACCCGAAGAAAGCCGACGACCCUUUGUAUCACUACGAUCUCCCCUCGCACACAACACUGAGACACCACUUGAUGGGUCUGCUCUCCCAUGUCGCCUCCCUGGACCGGGAUUGCAGCGGUCUUGUCAAUGCCAUCAUCAACAGCGAGUGGCUAGGUCGGGACGAGUCUUACGUCAAGCUCUAUAUUCGCUUCCUCGGCAACCUUGCGGCGGCCCAGGGCACAUUCCUCAGUCCAAUUUUCAAAAUGCUGCUCACACCACUCGCUGGUGUUCCCCCGCGGCACCGGUCAGCUGCCCGGUUACCCUAUUGUCCCGCCGGAAGUAGCACAUUGUCGCCUAUCCUGGCUCAACAAUUCCCGUACGAAACCGACCCGGCGAAAUCCUACGUCGCCUACACUCGCAACAUCAUACACAUUUCAAGCUACGCUCCAGAACUCCAGUCCGACAUCCUAGCUCUGAUCACUGAGAAGCUAGUCAAGGUUGACGUUCAGAUUCAAGCCGAUUUGGAAGAUUUCGAAGAAGAGCUCGAGGAAGAGCUUCUGAAUGUCGCAGCCGAUGAGGAAGAGGAGUUGGGUAGUGAUGACGAAUCAGACCUGAGCGAUGACGAGGAUAGUGAGGAACAACGUGUUUCGGUGAUGAAGAGUAACAUUCACAAAGUGGAUGGAAUGAUUGACGUUCUUUUCGAAUAUUACACUCGCUCUUUCACGACUGGCCGCCACGACGAUCAGGAAAACGCUCUGAAACUUCUCCUGGGCCACUUCGAAUCAAUUAUUCUCCCGACAUACAAGUCACGACACACACAAUUCCUCCUGUUUCACUUCUCCCAGAUUUCUCCGCAGCUGGUACACCAAUUCACCGCUACUUGUACGAAACUCAUUCUACACACACAGAAGCCUGGUAUUACGCGCCAGUCUGCAGCUGCAUAUCUGGCCAGCUUUGUUGCUCGAGGCGCGCACAUUCCCGGGGAUGUCGUUCGUGAAGUCUUCGACACUUUGGCCAAUCAUCUGAACGAGAUGCGGAUAGCCCACGAACCUGGUUGCCGUGGCCCUGACCUUCGUCGCUACGCUCCAUUCUACUCCACCACGCAAGCACUGCUGUACAUUUUCUGCUUCCGUUGGCGUGACUUGACCACCGCUGCCGCUGAGGGCGAUAGUCCCGAGCAGGUGGAAGAGCUGGACCCUAGCGAAGUCACAUUUCCUCCUCACAUCAAGGAGGUUCUUAACAACGCGAUCCACUCUCGUUUGAAUCCCCUCAAGAUCUGCUCGCCCGGUAUCGUCAACGAAUUUGCCCGCAUCGCCCACCAUUUCCAAUUCCUCUACGUCUUCACUCUUAUCGAGACGAACAAGCGUGUCCGCAUCUCAGCAUUCCGAAGCAUUUCUAGCAUGUCCAAUUUCAAUAACGUCGGCCGUGAGACUCGCGCAGGUGACCAACUCGGCUACCAGCUUGACGCUUACUUCCCCUUUGAUCCCUACCAGCUCCCGCGCAGCCGUCGCUGGUUGGAAGGUGACUACGUUGAGUGGCGCGGUAUCCCAGGAUUGGACGCCGCAGACGACUCAGAUAGCGGAGCCGACGACGACGGUGACGAUGACGAUGAAGAUGCCACUGGCACUGACGAGGAGUGA
Molecule: messenger RNA, 2007 nt
Organism: Penicillium maclennaniae
Lineage: Eukaryota; Fungi; Ascomycota; Eurotiomycetes; Eurotiales; Aspergillaceae
Product: rDNA-binding RNA polymerase I transcriptional factor
Exons: 2
Coding region: 1-2007 (668 amino acids)
Biological process (GO): transcription initiation at RNA polymerase I promoter
Cellular component (GO): nucleus
Molecular function (GO): RNA polymerase I general transcription initiation factor activity; RNA polymerase I core binding
Source: RefSeq, a predicted model, not a curated record